This is a messenger RNA of Symsagittifera roscoffensis, 1631 nucleotides long. RefSeq names its product sodium/potassium-transporting ATPase subunit beta-1-like. The record is from RefSeq and is a predicted model, not a curated record. Bases 223 to 1464 code for a protein of 413 amino acids. The transcript has 8 exons. Gene Ontology annotation, molecular function: ATPase activator activity. Lineage: Eukaryota; Metazoa; Xenacoelomorpha; Acoela; Convolutidae. Gene Ontology annotation, biological process: intracellular sodium ion homeostasis; potassium ion import across plasma membrane; intracellular potassium ion homeostasis. Gene Ontology annotation, cellular component: sodium:potassium-exchanging ATPase complex.
UUUUGUUGAGCUGUUUUGCUAAAAGUGCAUCAUUAUAUUUUUCAUAUGCUACAUUUGAUCGCUUUUUGCCUUUUUUAGCAAAAAAAAACAUAAGUAUUGAAUUUUCUUUUGCGUUCAUUCAGUGAAGUCGUGAGUUAUUACACGAACUGUGUUCAUAUAAUAAAAUUACUGUAAAGUUAUAAGUUUACUUUAGAAACUGGUCCUCGAUAAUUGUGAUUAAACAUGGGCUGUGAUGAGUGGCAACGCGAUUUGGUUAGGAACAAGAACGACUUCCUUGGUUUCCUGUGGAAUCCUAACACCAAAGAGGUGUGUGGCCGUACAGCUGCCAGCUGGUGUGAGAUCAUGGUCUUCUAUGUCUUCUUCUAUGGCCUCCUCGCUGCCUGGUGGGCUUCACUGCUCUACGCCAGAGUCUCCUUCCUCCCAGAGAUAGCCGAUGGUCCAUACCACAUGGAAUACAUCCCACACAGGGGUCCAGGAAUGAGCAUGGUUCCGGUCGACGAGGACGGAGAUAAACAGCUCACCUUCGACAUAGACUCCACGGAAGCAUACAAGGACAAGAUCGAACAGUUCUUCAAAGCGUACACUUCCAUAAACGGACACGACUUUUCGACUGAAUUUGAGAUGUGUGGCGAGGAUUUUGAGGGUGAGUGUGUUGACAACGGGGGUGAGUCAUACUUGGGUGCCAUGACCAUAGAAGUGCCAGAGAAGGAGGAGACGGAAGAAAUUGAGAAGGAAGAACUGGAACAAAAGGAGAACGAAGCCGCCGCGAAGGAAGCAGAAGCAGCCCCAUUGAAGGAUGGAGUGGUAGAAAACGAGAGUGAAGCAGCGGCAUCAGAGGAAGCGGGACAAAACCAAACUGAAGCAGCCGCGGAUGAGCCGAUAGUUGAGAGGCGUGCUCGGAGGUCCUCGGAUGAGACUGAGGAGGAUCCGAAGAAGGUGAAGUUGUUCAACCUGUUCAAUCUGGGCGAGUGUUUCUCGGACCCUGACUACGGGUACGCAGGGGGGGAGCCAUGUGUCUAUUUCACCAUAAACAAGGCGUUCGGUUGGAAGCCAGAGCCUCUAAGUGGAGACAGGAAGACAGAAGUGGAAGAGGCGACAGGGCAAACUACCAGUCCAGACUUUAUUCCCUUUAUCUGCCAAGGAAUCAAAAGCCAUGACAGGGAACUGAUUGAGAGCAUUGAAGUGUUUCCGAAGCAGGGCAUUAGCAGCGCCUACUUCCCCUGGGAUGGUCAGGAGACCUACGUCAAGCCCCUCGUGGCUGCCAAGAUCAGACUAGCCCCAGAGGGGUUCGGCCAGCGCAUCAGGAUCGAAUGCAAGGCUAAGGCUGACAACUUCCACCCUAACAUGGCUAAGCCAAACAGCGGCCGAGCGGAGAUCGUUGUGACCAUCUCAAAGGACACAGCUGAAGAGCAGGUGGUGGAGGAGGAAAUAAUACCAGAAGAGAACGCCAACACUCAGAAGUAAAUCUAGACCAAGAUCCCACUUUUGGGCGCCAGGAAAUCUCUUUAGAAAUACCCCUGAUAAACUUUGUACACAUUUAACUCUCAGAACUAGAAUUAUUGACUCAAAAUGAAUUUAAACAUACAACAAACUCAGAUAUAUCAAAUAAUUUGCUCUGAAAAUUAACUGAA